Capsicum annuum is the source of this 2192-nucleotide messenger RNA. RefSeq names its product cell division cycle 20.2, cofactor of APC complex. The coding region runs from base 414 to 1781 and encodes 455 amino acids. The transcript has 5 exons. The record is from RefSeq and is a predicted model, not a curated record. NCBI's taxonomy places the organism in Eukaryota, Viridiplantae, Streptophyta, Magnoliopsida, Solanales, Solanaceae. Gene Ontology annotation, cellular component: anaphase-promoting complex. Gene Ontology annotation, molecular function: ubiquitin ligase activator activity; protein binding; anaphase-promoting complex binding. Gene Ontology annotation, biological process: positive regulation of anaphase-promoting complex-dependent catabolic process; anaphase-promoting complex-dependent catabolic process; positive regulation of ubiquitin protein ligase activity.
UCCAUCUAUCUCAGCGAAUAUAGCCGUUGGAGUAUUAUGCAAAAAAUGCUGGCGGCUACUAGCCGUUGGAAUUUAAAAAAAAAAAAUAUUUGAGGACGAAACCCAACACGCAUAUACAGAGAGAGAAAGAUUACUUAAACCCAUAAAUUGAAGUGAAGAGGGACCGACCGGUUUCCAUCAAACAAUAAUCAUUCAUCCUUCUCUGCAGGGGUCCCUCCCUCCCAUCUUCUGCAACCAAAUCCGCGAGCGCCCUCUUUCUUUGUUACUUUUAAUAUUAUUAUUAAUAUUAUUAUUAUUAUUAUAACUCUGAUAUUUGUUUUGCAGGCUAUAACUAUCUUGUUUAACUAAAUUGCUAUUUCUAUCUUUCUUUUUUUUUUUUUUGUUGUUGUUGCUGUUGUUGUUGUGCUAAUAUCAUGGAUGCAGGAUCAUUGAGUUCUGUUUCACCAAGUAAGACCAAAUCUCGUUGCCCUCUCCAGGAACAGUUUCUACAAAGAAGAAAUUCUCGUGAAAAUUUGGAUCGGUUCAUUCCGAAUAGAUCAGCAAUGGAUAUGGACUAUGCACAUUACAUGUUAACAGAGGGAAGGAAAGUUAAGGAAAAUCCAGCUGAUAAUUCUCCCUCCAGAGAGGCGUACAGGAAGCAGCUUGCGGAAACAUUCAACAUGAACAGGACACGAAUACUGGCGUUCAAGAACAAGCCACCCACUGCUAUUGAAGCUAUCCCAAAUGACUGCUCAUCAUCUGUUCAUCAACAGGCUAAGACCGCCAAACCUCGUCGAUACAUUCCUCAGACUUCCGAAAGGACAUUAGAUGCUCCAGAUCUAGUGGAUGACUACUAUUUGAAUUUAUUAGAUUGGGGUAGCAGCAAUGUACUUUCUAUUGCUCUAGGCAGCACUGUAUAUCUGUGGGAUGCAUCUGACGGCGCCACUUCAGAACUGGUCACUAUUGAUGAAGAAAAUGGUCCUGUUACUAGUGUAAAAUGGGCUCCUGACGGUAGACAUCUUGCUCUUGGUCUGAACAAUUCUGAUGUUCAGCUCUGGGAUACAACGGCAAAUCGGCUGCUGAGAACUAUGAGAGGUGGUCACAGAUCCCGAGUUGGCGCUCUAGAUUGGAACAAUCACAUAUUGACAACUGGAGGCAUGGAUGGUCAGAUCAUAAACAAUGAUGUGAGAGUGCGAUCGCCGAUCGUUGACACUUACCAAGGACAUCAUCAAGAAGUUUGUGGUUUAAAAUGGUCAGCCUCUGGCCAACAAUUAGCUAGUGGUGGAAAUGAUAAUCUCCUCCAUAUAUGGGACAGAUCAGUGGCUUCUUCCAACACAUCAACAGAGUGGCUUCACAGGCUUGAAGAUCAUACAGCUGCUGUUAAGGCCCUUGCUUGGUGUCCUUUCCAGGGCAACUUACUAGCCUCUGGUGGUGGUGGAGGUGACAGAUCCAUUAAGUUCUGGAACACCCAUACUGGUGCUUGCUUGAACUCUAUCGAUACGGGCUCUCAGGUUUGUGCCUUGCUAUGGAACAAGAAUGAACGUGAGCUCCUAAGUUCUCACGGUUUCACAAAGAACCAGCUUACUCUUUGGAAAUACCCUUCCAUGGUAAAGACAGCCGAGCUGACUGGUCACACAUCCAGAGUUCUCUUUAUGGCACAGAGUCCAGAUGGUUGCACAGUAGCUUCUGCAGCUGGAGAUGAAACUCUUAGAUUUUGGAAUGUAUUUGGAACUCCUGAAGUUGCAAAGCCUUCACCAAAGGCAAACCCUGAGCCAUUCGCUCACCUGAACUGUAUUCGGUGAAUUUUGAGGGACAUUGUUGUAUUGUGAGAAGUGACAGAAUUUUGUAAAGUCAGCGAAAAAUGCUCCUGAACCAGGCAACUGCUGUAUUUUCAUUGCGUAACAAGAGAUACUCGGUUGUGAGGUACUUUCUGUGAAGUCACACAAUGCUCCUGAACAGACAACUGCUGUAUGUAUUGUGUAAAUGAGUUACUUCGGUUCAUCUUCCUGUAUUUGUUGGUGGAGUUCGUGUAAAUGGAGGAGCUAUUUGUUUGCUUUUAGUUGCUGCGAUAAUUUUUCUCGGUCACCAAUAGUGACGGAAAAGCAUGUGUAAAAAGAUAAAGCAAAGGUUCUUCAACAUAAAAAUACUGUAUGAUUGUGAAAAUACUUGAGGUUCCUACUUCCUGAAUAGGAUGCAACAUUUCUUACUCCCAA